Messenger RNA from Suillus discolor, 1005 nucleotides. RefSeq lists its product as uncharacterized. The record is from RefSeq and is a predicted model, not a curated record. The transcript is spliced from 3 exons. Lineage: Eukaryota; Fungi; Basidiomycota; Agaricomycetes; Boletales; Suillaceae. Bases 1 to 1005 code for a protein of 334 amino acids.
AUGUCUUAUGCAGACUCCGAGCCACCACAUUUGUAUCCUCCUCCCAUCGUGUCUGUUGACGGGAUAUCUACUUUGACGCCAGAGGCAGAGGAUAUUCAGCCUCUUCAAAUCGGAGAGCCGCUGCUACAUCUCAACGAGCCACUACCUCUUGGAGAUACAUUUGCUGUCAGGGAGGCCUCGCCUCCCAUUCCUGAUCUGUCUGGAUCACAGAGUCGCCAACUGCCGGCAAAACCAAUGGCUAUUAAAUUUUGGCCGUACCCGCACGCCCGACCAAAGCUGAGGGGCCUCACUAGCGCUAAGGGCUCUUCGGGUGCUGCCCUGCCUAUGGUGCUCCCACGAACAUCUGCCCUCGCACCUUUACAGUACAGCGACAAGAUCCGAAUCCACCAAAGAAUUUUCGAAGAGGCACGUGUAACGCUCAUUCGAUCCGCACUCGUAGAUUGUCCCUUCUUGAGCGAGCAAGAAAGAAAGGAGGCAGCUCUUCGAGCACUGGCUUCAACAGCAGAGGUACAUGAUAAAAAGCAUGGGAACGGAUGGGCUACAGAAAACCUACCUGCGUUCUAUAGAACCUUCACUGUGCUGCCAUUGGCAGAUAUCAUAUCAGCCUGCAAAAAAGCCGCCCAUGCCAUUGUUCAAUUUGGAUACAAACUGCACCCCUCAAUCUGGUCUGAAGAGUCCGAACCACAGUAUCAGAUCGAUGAGAUAAAGGACCUCAUUGACGACCCUUCAUUCCCCUUAAAAUACAUAUUCAGGAAUUCAUCUGACCUCCAACGCGACAAAUUGUUUGCAUUCGAACAUCCCGUGAUAGAAACUGUUCUUCUGAACGCGAUUCUGAAACUUGGUUACGUGCCUUUCAUCACAGAACUUGACAGCUUGUAUUGCACAGCUACAGUGGCCGUGGAGUGCAUUCUAAUGGAGCUAGUGGGUGGGCGGUUUGCAGUGACCAUUGAUUUUGGGGUAACUACUUUCAAACCUAAGCAUGCAUUGCUACAGAAGUAUAUUUGA